AUGGCUGACAACGACGUCAUCGAUGUCGAAGAAGACAAAAAUGUGAACGACAAGCACAAAUGGGGAGCCGCUGAACUGGAGAAGGUUUUCUAUUUGUUUUGUUUUGAAAAUAAUUUUUUCUUGAAGGUCGGCGACGUUCAAGAUGAACAUGAUGAUUUGAACGUGUCCACUGAUGCUUUGGGAAAACUUAUUGGCGGCGUCCCUCCAGAACCAACGAAAAAAAAGGUUGAAAAAAAUCUUUUUUGUAAGUUCAAAGGAAUUUUCGUAGAUUAACAUCAAGAAGGAAGAUUUGCAAAUGAUUAUGAAUGAGCUGGAACUUUCUGAAGUGAGAUUUUCGAAUCAAUUUUUCCUAAAAAAAGGAGAAAAAUUGCAGACGACAGUCAGACAAAAGCUGAUCGAAACGAAUGGAGAUCCGGUGGCCGCUCUUCGUUCUUUCCUAAAUUUUUGAGAAAACGGUGUUUGUUUUUCUUUUUGAUAGUUCAGUUCCAAUGAAAAACAUUUUUAAUUUGGUCGAAAAUGGGCAAAGGCUUAUAUCUUUAAACCUUCGAAAAAAACUAUUUUUUCCGGUUUCUUAUGAUAUCAUUAUUGAGAGUUUUUGACACUAAAGUUCGAAAAAUAGCGUUUUGUGCACAUUUUCAACCAGCUUUUUCCCAGGACCUUAUGGAGCUUGGCAUAUAACUCUUUUAUAACACUACCUUGCAAAAAUUUUGGGUCAGACCUGCGAUACUCACUUCAGAAUUUUUCUUCCUGAGUUUUUUCCUAGAAAAAUUUUGUUAGGUACAAUCAGGCUACACGGUCUGGCCCGGGCAUUGAGAUCUAUGUAAAAAUGGAUCAAAACGUGGUUUUUUUUCCUCACUGAAAAAGUCGGAAGUGCGGAAAACGGGUGCAAAAAGGGAGUGACUGCAAAAUGACCGCUAAAGGGGUCCCUUUUUACGGCCUUCAUUGAGCCUUUCAUUUUUGGUGGGUUCAAAAGGGUCAUAAAAAGGCGAAAAAAGAGAGAGGCCGCAAAAAGGGUGAAGAAAGAGUGAGGAUGCAAAAGGUUCCCGAAAUUCUCUGCUAUUGAUGAUUUUCGAUUUUAUUACUGUAGCUUAUGUUGGUUCAUACACAGUCACUUGUAAAGAUUACUCAUAAAUUAAAAAAAAAUUGUAUUUCUCAAAAGGGUCUAAAAAGGCUGGAUAAAGGCCGAUGAAAGGACGCAAAAAGGCAGUAAAAAGGAAACCUUUGCCACCCGUUUAGGAACAAUUAAUGGGAACAGACGGAUCCGUAACGGACUCUCAAAGGGCCCGUGAAGGGUCCUUCCGACUUUGCCUAUGUAUUUCUCAAAAGGGUCCAAAAAGGCUGGAUAAAGGCCGAUGAAAGGACGCAAAAAGGCUGUAAAAAGAAAACCUUUGCCCCCCGUUUAGGAACAAUUAAUGGAAACAGACGGAUAUGUAACGGACGCUCAAAAGCCCCGUGAAGGGUUCUUCCGACUUUGCCUAUGCUAUAAAUUCUGAUAUUUGACUCGAUUUUUCGGGCCUGUCGUUUCGGCUUGAGGCCCUGCCUCAGCGGGGCCAGAACGGGCUUAGUAAAUGACCGGCGGGCGAUAGGCUGACUGGCCGGCCCCUCACAAGCUUAGGUAGAAUAAAAGGCUUCUUUUUUACCUCGCUCAUCGGUCAAAAUGUGUUAGGGCAAGCGGAAAAUUUUUGCGGUGGUGAUUGUCGUUUUUGUCCGUGUUUGCCGACAUGUAUCGGUUGCUGGCUGUGCGCCUCUCCGGAGUGAGUGUGAGAGGCUCUUCAGCGGAGUGAUUAUCUAUUUCGCCCCCCUUGGACACGCCAGUUUUCGUGCUCAUCUACCGUUUUCUCCUUGUUUUCUGUUCCGUUCUCAAGUCUCGACAACAACAACUCAGCGCCGAGAUGAAUAUGCUCGGCAGCGUGUUUUCAAGCGUCAAGCCGCGGUUUUUGGGAGAUUUUCGGAGGGAAAUACUUUGGAGUUCAGGCUUGACGACUUGGGAACCGAUCGCUUGAAUUAUUACUAUUCGACGUUGAUUAUCAUGAGCAUGUCGUUGACCAUCACGGCCAGACAGUACGUCGGCUCUCCACUGCAGUGUUGGGUCCCUGCACAGGUAGUUUCUCAGGGUCCUAGAAAGUUGCAUCAUCCUAAUAUUGUGGGGUUGGUGUUCAGAAAAGCUGAGAACUAAUUCUUAUCAACAAAAAAAGUUAGUUUGUACUAUUUUCCAAUAAGCUCCAGUUUUUCAAGACCUACUGAAGUGUUUGAAGACGCAGGCGUCUUACAUCAGCUAAAAAAAUUUUUGAAACCGACUUUCUAGGUCUAAUUAGUUGAAGGACCGUGUUUUUUUUUUCAAAGUUUUCGAGGUCAGUUUUUCCUCAUUCGUCUUUUUUUUUCUUCUAAUAAAAGAAAAUUUGAAGUUUGAAUUGUAGUAGGUCUUCAAACUUCGACACAAAAGACCGUUCUUUUUUUUCAAGUUUUAAUUCGCAGAAACGUAUGAACUCUAGGCACUCGAUAUGAAUUUCCUAAUUUUUUCCCUCUCGAAUUGUAAUUUUUUUUCAAAAAAUAAAUCUGUUUUUGCCUGGUUUUCUGGAUAGUUUUGAUAAUUGAACCUUUUUUUUGUAGUGAAAAGGACUUAUGGCAAUUUUCUGGAAUUGUCAUGGCUGUUAUUUGUAACACGCUGGUGAAACUUCAGUUCACGGAAAAAAAACCGAGCUUUAGAGAGUUUCAGCAAAAUUAAGCACCAUACGAGAAAGUUGUGAGCAAAAAAAUUUUUCCGUCUUUUUUUGACGAAAAUUUUUAAAAGAAAAAAAUAAUAACUAUUAUUUUUUUCCAAAACUGGACUACUCUACUUUUUUUAUACUCCAUCGGGUUCAGUUCAGUUCACCCGCGCUUGGGAACAAUACGCUGAAAAUUACUGUUUUGUGUAUAAUACCUACUGGGUGCGACCGAACGACGAUGUCCCACUGACGAUUGAGGAAAGGUACAGGGAAUAUCCAAAAAAGGAAGAAAAGCCAAAAUUCAGGAUAUCCCAACAAUUGAUUUACUAUCAAUGGGCGCCGUUCAUCAUGGCGAUAGAAGCCGCAUUUUUCUAUCUUCCCGUCCUUUUCUGGAGCCAAUUGAGCAGCAAAUCCGGGAUCAAUAUCAUCAAACUUGUCGAGACUGCACAGAAAGCUGAAGCCGCCGCCGUGAGUCAAAAUAUUGAAUGCUUUUUUCAAUAGCCAAAUAAAAUCAGAAUUUAAAAAAAAAUUAUUUUUGUCUCGAAAUCACUAUAUACUAAAGUCUCCAAAAUAUUGUGACCUUCUUCUUUUUCGAAGUACUUUUUCUGGGUAAAUAUUUUUUCUCAAACCUAAUUCAAUCAUUGUGCCAGCUUUAUAACAAAGUCGGAGCAAAAAAAUUACAAAAUCAUAUGUAACUAAAGUUCAUUUUUUUUAUGUGGUUCAUGAAAUUCUUUUUUUCCAAGUAUGUAUCAAAUAUUUUUUUGCUCUGUUUCAGAAUAUGUUGGCAAGGUGAAAAUUGGCAGAGUAUGUCAAGAAAAAAAAUCAAUUGGUUUUUUUUUCUGAGGACUUUCGAAAAUAUUUUUUUAACGCAGAGAUGAGUGUGAGUCGCAAAACUUCUAAGUCUGAUUUGAAAAAAAUUGUUUUUUUCUUGGCUCAGUUGUUAUUUUAUAAACUAUUUUUUUGUAAAAUUUACUUUUUUUCUGAUAUGGAUUGAAAGGAGAACGUUUGCUUUUUUACAUUUUUGUGAUAAAGCUUAAAACAAGAUUGUGAGUUGAUUCAUGAACUUUGUUUCAUUUUUUUUUCCGUUUCCUGGUCGUGAAUCUCUGAGCCUCAUAUUAUAGCUCAGAAAUUCAUCUUGUGUUUUCAUAGGCCGACGACCGAAAGAAACAUGUGGACGUGAUUAUUCGGCACAUCACGAACAACUUGCGGAAACGCGUCGAUGAAGACACGCGGCUGGCGAAAGUUCAGAAGAUUUUCGGCUAUCAGCACGGAAAAUAUAUCACGAAGUGAGUGUUUUUUGUGUCCCUGGUCGCACUUGGAAUGGCUUGAACCGGCUUGAAACGACUUGCGCGCGACUUAAUUUUGAACUAGGGCCUGUAGAACAUCCUGCAAACUUGUUCGAAUCGUGUCGAAAUCUGUUUUUACUGCUAGCCUUUGUCUUGAAUAGCUUCUUGCUAAAAGAUCUCUACGAGGUAUCUGAAACGCAACGCGGCCGCGACGCUUCCAGCCAUUCCAAAGGUGAUCAAGCUGUUUCUAAACAAGGAAUCAAAAAAUCACUAUUUCCAGCGUCUACCUGGUCACAAAAGUCUUGUACAUGACCAACUCUUUCCUGCAGUUUUACUCGACCAACAAAUUCCUGGGCCAGAAUGAUCCCUACUGGGGCGCCCGGAUUCUCUCCGAUAUUCUGUCCGGAACCGAUUGGGAGCUUUCUGGAAACUUUCCACGUAUCGCCAUGUGUGAUUUCCAGGUAAGGCUUUGAAAAUGGGGGGUUUUCAAAAAUCAGAGAGAAGAUUUUUCAAGAAAAACUGUGAUACUACUGGCAUGAUCUGUGUGAGUAAUAGUAUACACCUUUUAGGGAAAAUAAGUUGUAGUUCAGGGAUUUAACUCUCUUUUUCGGGUCAUCAAAAUCUUCUUCAUGUAAGCUGGUGUGUCUGUUUUUUAAGUAAGGCUUUGAGAAUAAUUACAGGCGAAGAAAAAAUACUUGACUUGGUAGAUACUCUGGUAGAAUACUCAGGCAACGAACAAGUUCAAAAAAAAAGUUCGCCCGCAUUUAGAAUGGCUUUGCUGUCGCUUAGCGGUCAGUUUCAAACGAGGUUGUCGGGAAUAUGUUGCAUAGGCGACAAGUCGCUCAGAGUCGGGUGCAGCUGUAGGCUAAUUUCAAAAAUCAACGCUAGGUUUUUGUUCUAAAAAAGCGUUGACCCAUUCCGAGACGUUUCAUUUUGUGAGAAUAGUUAUACUUUUUGGUCCUUUUUUCAAGAGAAAAAGUUGAACUUUCCGUUCAAGAAUUCUGACUCACGCCAAGUUUUCCCACUGUUUGACUUGAACUCAAACGGAAGCCCUCUGUUAAUUCCAACAUUCAAUAAUUGUGUUCGACACGAUUAAUCGCCUUAAAUUUUUGUGACGUUGCGACCAUUUGUCUCGAUUUCAUUCAGGGAAGAGGGUAAUAUUUAGAAAAAAAGUGUGGAUGGAAUGAUAAACUUUUUCCAGACCUGAAUUUAUUCAAAAAAAGCAAUUUGAAAACGAAAAAAAAAAGAUAAGUGUCAAAUUCGAUCCGAAGAAAAAAAGUUUGGAAACGACUGAAAAAAAUCUAACCUGGUAAGAUAGAUACAUAACUUACAGAAAUUCCUAGUUCUUUUUUAAAGCUCAAAUUUUUAAAGUUUGGUGGUUUUUUUUUAAUGAGCUGCACUUUCAAAUUAUCCAUUUUUUCUUAUAUAAGAAGCAAUAAAUGGUCGCAUUUGGAAUGGCUUGAUGAACGCAGAAAUUUCAUUGGUUUUUGGCUGUUUGCGCGUCACAAAAAUCGUCGUAACUUGGCUCAAACACAAUAUAUGUUUUUCCAAACUAGAAUGAUUGCAUUUUUUGACAAUGUGCUCUAUCUGAUGGUAUAGAAAUCAAUGAGAAGUUCCUAGUUUCUAGAAAUGGUUGUGACCCCUUUUUUAAGGCGCUCAAAGUAUCUGAGCAAGCCAAUUUAUGUUUCAAGUCGAAAAAACACGAUUCCGCAACGCGACCGCGUUGUUUUGAGCCAUUCUGCGUGCGAUUACAAGCUUCCGACUUGAAGUUUAAAAACGAAAAAGAGAAAAAAACGUUUUUUCCAGGUUCGCGUACUGGGAAACCUUCAAAGGUACUCCAUCCAAUGCGUUCUCACCCUGAACAUGUUCAACGAGAAGAUCUUCCUCUUCCUCUAUUGGUGGUUUUCCUUGGUUUUCGUCGUCACCCUGGCCGACACCAUAGGCCUGAUGGUCAAUAUGCGCUCCAAAAAUGGCCUAGUCACCUUCGUCCGACAGUGAGAUCUUCUACCUCGAAAUAACCUUCAAUGGAAGUUUAGGUUCCUAGAAAACCAGGACGAGAACGAGGAGAAGAGCUUCAAGAACGAGCAGUUCGGCGCCCUUCUCGAGGAGUUUUGUCUUCACAAAAUCACUCCUGAUAUUAUCAUGGUUAGAUUCUCGACUUUUAUGGAAAGAAAAACUCAAAAAACCUCUGACCUUAUUUUUCUUGGUUUUUUUUUUUCAAAUACAGAGUUUUUACUUUUUUCUAUGCUCAAUUUUCAUAGUAUUGCUUUUUUUGGCAGCCAAUGAUACUUUUCGAAAUUUUGCCCGUAGAGCGCGAAUAAACUUGAAAAAUGAGCUCGCAACAUUUCCGAAAAUUUUUCCAAUUUUGGAUUUGUAUAUUUUCGCAAUACCGCUUUUUUUCGAGAAUUUUUCGGGUUCAACCAGGCAAGGGCCUGCCCGCCAGCCUAUUUUUCUCCCUCCACGUGGUUUUCUAAUCAACCGGGUCGGCCCGGUCUGCCCCGGGCUGCUCAGCCUGACACACAAGCCUGGACUCAACAUAACUUCCAGCUUCAUAAUCCGUUUUCAGCUUCUGAAGAUGAUCAACGGUCACACUGGUGAAAUCGUCUGCUGUGAUAUUGUUGGCCGGUUGUGGAGAGAGUUUUUGUGAGUUUUAUUUAAUUUGAAGCAUUAAAAAAUGAUUUUACAUUUUCUUUUUUUAAUUUAAUUAAAAUUUUUUUGGCAUAUUAGGUCAAAAAUGAUGUAAAAAGUGUGCUUUUCAAAAGCUUGUUGACUAGAAAAAUCAACUUUCAGAGAAAAAGAAGGAAAAACUUUGAUGAACGAAUCAGAGUCGACCGAAAACUUUCCGAAGAUCAUCAGCACAAAUGAGAAAACAGUGGCAACUUUGGUAGAAACUCAACCUUUAGUUUAA
Caenorhabditis auriculariae is the source of this 6899-nucleotide messenger RNA. The record is from the annotation of a GenBank genome assembly. NCBI's taxonomy places the organism in Eukaryota, Metazoa, Nematoda, Chromadorea, Rhabditida, Rhabditidae.